AUGUGCUCUACCAAUGAUUCACAGAUGACCAUGGUGGAGGAAGAGGAGAAACCAUUGUACGAAGAGAUUGAUCCAGACUUCGAAGAUGAGAAUGGCGCCCUGAAAACGGACAACCCCAAGAAUAAUCGGUGGCAGAGGAACUUCGUCCAUGUCGAGGACAAGAUGUCCAAGUUCCGCAAGACAGUGCAAACGGUGCUGGUGGUUCACGGGUGGAAAACACCAGAGAGGACGGAGCCAAUGUCACUUAUCAUUCUGUCUGUAAAGCUCGACUGCCAGAAAAGGAACUUCCGCUUUCAGUCAGCGCGCAUGUGGCUCUCCUUUGGCGAAGACUGCGGCGCAACCCCGCCUGAUGGGGAAGCCGCGCCUGAAGUCCUCGCGUACGCGCCGUUCGUGGCAUCGCAGAACUGGAACCUGUCCGAUGAGAACAUUGAGAAUACUACUGCCACAGGAGCUACAUUGGGGGCUGAUCAGUACGUCCAUGCUAACUUGGAGCUCAAGAAGGAGGUCAAGCGGACAUCCACACGCACCUACUUCGAUCGCGGAUCGGCCGACUUUAUGGUGGAGGAGGAUCGAAGCCAUGGCGUUGUUUGGUACCUCGAACAGAAUGAAUUGCAGAAGUACGGUGUCAGGCCCGAAUUCCAUCUAGCUGUUCUGGUCAAGCGACAGCACGAUAAAGAUGGCAAACCUAUCCCCUUUAGCGGCAUGUUCGAUAUGCGCGUCGAAGCGGGCUUUAUCCACGACUUCGAGGACGCGCGGCGCCGCUUCUUCAGAGGCGGGAAGCCCGAAGACGAGGCCGUCUACUACGAUCCUAACAUGGAAGUUCAGACAGGCGGACGGAACAAUGCUGGUGAGAAGCUUAAGUCCAGGGUGAAGGAGGACAAUCUUGGCGAGCUAAUCGGAGGUCCGGACGGAAACUGGCUGAGCGCACUGAUAGACCCAACGGGGGAUUUAUCCGAAUUGGUGCCCAUGAAGCCGACGUAG
Molecule: messenger RNA, 981 nt
Organism: Lasiodiplodia theobromae
Lineage: Eukaryota; Fungi; Ascomycota; Dothideomycetes; Botryosphaeriales; Botryosphaeriaceae
Exons: 3
Coding region: 1-981 (326 amino acids)
Source: RefSeq, a predicted model, not a curated record